Molecule: messenger RNA, 1452 nt
Organism: Daucus carota subsp. sativus
Lineage: Eukaryota; Viridiplantae; Streptophyta; Magnoliopsida; Apiales; Apiaceae
Product: transcription factor bHLH129
Exons: 6
Coding region: 116-1189 (357 amino acids)
Biological process (GO): regulation of transcription by RNA polymerase II
Cellular component (GO): nucleus
Molecular function (GO): DNA-binding transcription factor activity, RNA polymerase II-specific; protein dimerization activity; RNA polymerase II cis-regulatory region sequence-specific DNA binding
Source: RefSeq, a predicted model, not a curated record
CCACCGUGCUUUCCAUUUUCAGAUUCCCGCAAACCAAAAACCUCCUUAUCCAAACUCUCUCUGAAUUCUCUCUAUCUAUACAUGCAAUUAUUUGUGUCUAUAUAGAUCAUACACCAUGUAUACACUUACUGGGUCAGAUUCAAUCCCAAAGGAGCUCAACAAUCUGUUCUUUUCCUCCAAUUUCAAUCACAAACCCGAGAAUACGAGUAGUUAUCAGGGGUCUAGCUUGUCCCGGUACAGGUCUGCCCCGAGUUCAAUUUUCGAUAUUUUACUUGAUGAAGUUAAAAUUGAUGAUUUGAAAUAUGGGGGUGAUUUGAAACAAGAAGUGGUGGAUUUAGAUGGGUCUGAUUUUUUUAAUGUUCCAGAUAUGGGGUAUGUGAUUUCGGGUCAGGAUAGUGGUGUUAGUAGUGGGGAUAAGGCAUUUAGCGGAUUGGAGGAGUUGAAUCAAGUGAAGAAAAACUCGGGUUUGAUUAAGCAGAGUAGUUCCCCAGCUGGGUAUUUGUCAAAUUUGGUUGCUGAAAUUGAAUUUGGUGCUAUGAGCAACUUGGGUGGAAAUUAUGAUGCUAAUAAACGAACAAGAACAGAAGUCAAUACGACAGCCAGUCGAUUGAGUAAUCAUGUGAACUUUUCAUCCGGGUCAUCUUCUAAAUCAAGGUUCAUGCCGCAUACCACUGAGAAUUAUAAUGAGAGAAUUGUUACAAGUUGCCAACAGAAUGGCCAGUUGAGUAGUGGACAGAAUCGAGAUUGGUCAGGUGAUUCUGCCUCUACUGGUUUAAAAAGAAAUAGAGAUGGCAAAGUCAAGAUGCUUUCUAACAUUAAUGGAUUGAACAAUCAGAGUGAGGCUUCGCAACAUUACAGUUCCGGCUUACUUCACCAAUUCAGCUUGCCAAGCACCAGUUCUGAAAUGGAAAAGAUUGAGAAUCUUUUACAUUUUCAGCAAGACUCGGGUGUUCCUUGCAGGACGCGGGCCAAAAGGGGUUUCGCCACUCAUCCCCGAAGCAUAGCAGAGAGGAUGAGACGAACACGUAUUAGUGAGAGAAUGAAAAAACUGCAGGAUCUUUUCCCAGAUAUGGACAAGCAAGCAAACACAGCAGAUAUGUUGGACUUGGCAGUUGAAUACAUUAAAGACCUCCAGAAAGAAGUUAAGACUCUGAACGAGACUCGGGACAGAUGCACAUGUUCAAGAUGAAGAUGAAGAGAUCCUGGCAUAAACUAGUGUAAUCUACCGAUAAGUGGUGAUUAAAUCAACUUAUUGUAGUACAAGAUCUCCUUAAAUUUACAUACAGCGAGGAGGAAAUGUUUGUUGAAGCUGCCUUGGUUUGUGUGAUGUUUUUUUUUUUUUUUUUUGUUUCUCAUAGUUAUCACUCAUCUUCCUUCUUGUAAAAAUGUAAUCUGAGAAUAGAGCAGUGUAAAUAUAAAUAGAUGUCGAGCCAUUUGACUGGUUUUCUUUCU